CGUCCAUCGAAGAAGAAGCAGCAGUCGCUACGCCUUUACACGGCUCGUCCUCGUGCUGCGAAAUCUCAGCUCGGUGUGCCGCAUAGUAAUCUAAGUGGUAACAAUGUCAGUGCAUUAUAAAUUUAAAUCCACCCUGGACUAUGACACCGUGUCGUUUGAUGGACUGCAUAUUUCCGUAGCAGAUUUAAAGAAAGCUAUUUUUCAUCAGAAACGCAUCGGCAAGAAUACCGACUUUGAUCUGCAGAUUACCAAUGCACAAACGAAAGAAGAUUACACCGAUGAUAAUGCAUUGAUCGCCAAGAACACUAGCCUUAUUGUUGCUAGAGUUCCACUCACGGUACAACAAAAGCGUUCUUGGGACCGAAAUGAAACCCCUUCAUUUAAUAACUUAAAGGACGAGACUAACUUGGGUAGAGCCGUCGAUCUCACGAGAUUGGAUGGCUCCGAGGAGGAUAAAAUCCGCGCGAUGAUGACACAGUCGACUCAAGAUUACGAUCCGUCUAACUAUAUGAAAAUUCGUGGAGCAAACCAGACUGGUGACGUGCCUGCCAACUAUCGUUGUUACAAGUGCCAUCAACCUGGACAUUGGAUAAAAAACUGCCCAUUAGGUACGAAUCAAGAACCGAUCGAGAUUAAGAAGAGUACAGGCAUUCCCCGUAGUUUCAUGGUGCCAGUUGAAGGUCCUCUGGUACCUGGCGCUAUGAUGACACCUACAGGACACUACGCUGUUCCUGCUAUCGAUCAUCAAGCUUACAAGGAAGGCAAGAAGGAACGACCGCCGUUUUCUCAGGAUCCAGAGCCCGUAGUGGAGAAACCGGAGAUACCGGAGGAUCUGCUAUGCAAUAUCUGCAAGGAUCUCCUGACGGACGCGGUGAUGAUCCCGUGUUGCGGAAAUUCCUUUUGCGACGAAUGUAUUCGCACAUUUUUACUAGAGUCUGAGGAACACGAGUGUCCGGAUUGUAACGAGAAAGACGUGUCGCCGGAGACUCUUAUUCCGAAUCGAUUCCUCCGUAACGCAGUUAUGAAUUUCAAAAAUGAGACCGGCUACGCCAAGAGACAAACGUAUCGGCCUCCUCCUCCUGCGCAGAAUACUGGACAGCAGCCGGUGGCUGUGCCACCGAUCGAACCACCGAAGGUUGAAGCGCAGCAAACCACUAGUCAAGCUUCUCCUCAAACUACGCAAUCGUCCUCCGUUCCUAGCGCACCGUCUCAAGAAUCGGCAGAACCGCCGCAACCCGUCAAUCCCGAAUCAACAACCUCGCAACAGAUUCCGGCCACCUCUAGCAGUUUGCAACCACAGACGCCGAGCACUCUGCCUGAACCCACCACAGAGUCACACUUACAAAGUGAUUCGGUAACAAAACUAACAACUGAUGAAGAAACUGAGGUGCCUCCUCCUCCAGGGACAGAGCCUUUACUUCCGAUCCCCGCUAUUGUAAGCUCGCCUGAGAGAGAGCAAGAACGGAACCAGGAGCCACCGUGUCGUGAGAAGAAGGAACGGGACAAUGACUAUGCAGGAGAACGACAAUCCAGAGAACGUCGACGGAGCUUCAGUAGAGACAGUCACCGUGAAAGAAGCGGAGAGCGUGGCCGUCGAAUCGAGAACCUAAGACCACUGAGUCGCAGGCGAUCCCUGUCGCCCCGGCAUUCCCAGCACAGCGAUUAUCCAUCCUCGAGCGGGGGGGUGCCGCCUCACUUAAUGAACCCACCUCCUUCCAAAGGUUAUCAAGGUCACCUGGGGGAUGAUGGACAUUACCCGCCUGCUAUGCAUUAUGACAGUGGUAUACGCAGAUCCAACGAGGAUCGUCCUGGUACUCCGACGGUCGACGAGCCCCACCUGCACGUCCCUUCGUCCGGCAACCAGCCGCCGUUGUUACCGUUCCCGCCGGGCGAGGAGCGUAUCCCACCGCCGAAUUACAAUCAGCCGCCGCCGAACGUGCCGCCGCACAAUCCCCCGCUGUUGCCUGAUCCGUACAUGAGUCAUCGGAUACCGAUAUAUCCGCAUCAGCAGGGCUCACAUUACGGACCACCGAGAUACGACAGGCCACCUUAUCAGCAGCAGGGCUACCGGCCGUCUCAGCCGCCUCGAAAUUACAAUGGGCCGCCGAGGCCGAUCAGAGGAUUACAUCACAUGGGAUACAGAGGUUUGCAACCACCUCCGCCAGGGCUGGGUAGAAACAUACACAACGGAAAUCCGCCUGGUAUCAUCGAUGACCCGUUGGAGGCUUUCGAGCGUAUGCUCCGAGAGAAGGACGAAAGAGACAGACGUCUUGGGAAGCACCGACGAAGAAGCAGAACACGAUCUAGAUCCCGCAGCUACAGCAGGUCAAGAUCGCGCUCGUUCGGUCGUCGUUCGCCUUUCGCUUCCCGCAUCAGUCGAUCACGCAGCCCGCCGUCAAAGCGUCGCUCGUCCAGAUCGCCGUUACCGCUCAGACCUCGUAGUCGUACACCGAAACGUAGGUCGAAUAACAGGUCGAGAAGCGGCAGUUUCUCCAUCAGCAGAUCCAGAUCGUACUCCCGCAGUCAGUCGCCGAGGCUAUCCCCGUCGAGAGACCGAGAUCGCGAGAGAGACCGGGAUCGGGAGCGAGACAGAGAAAGAGACCGAGAGCGCGAUCGUGAUCGUGAUCGCGAUCGCGAUCGCGACAGGGAUCGCGAGCGAGAUCGAGACCGCGAUUUACUGCCUAGAUAUCGAUCGCCAGUGAGAUCACCUCCGAGAUUCCAAAGAGAAAGGGAUCGCGAGAGAGAACGACCGAGAUCCCGCGAGCCCCGGGACGGAUACAACACUUAUUACAGCGACUCGCCGGCUCACGAUUAUCAGUUCAGAGAUCGCGAGCGCGAUUUGCCACCUCGGGAGAGGCCGUUGCCGAGAUAUCCCAUAAGGAACCAGUCGUCCCAGCAUAACAUACCGCCGUUGAUGCCGCAUCUAGUCACUGGAGGUCACCCACCACCGCCGCUUAUGUCAUUGGGACCUCCGCCUACGGACAGGAAAGACUAUUAUGAUUCCUACAACAGGUAUUCCGGUCCGCCGCCCCCGCCGCCGCCGCCGCCGUCGUCGUCGUCGUCGCAGCGUUUCGCCAGUCCUUUGAGGGAUCCUCCGCCUCACAAACGAUUCGACGACGUCGCACCACCCGGCACCGAAGGCUACUACGACCUCUCGCCACCGGGUGUCGAGCACUCCGACAGGGUCCUGAGGGAUGAUCGCGAGCGGCAGCGCUCGCUCAGGGAACAGGAGGACCGGGAACACUCAUCGAAGGAUCGCGACAACGAGGAGCGAGAUAGAUUGCCUUUGAGGGAUGAUAGGGGUCGUGAUCGUGAGGAUCGUAUGCGGGAGAGAGACGAGAGGGACCGCAGGAUCGCACCUAGAGAUCGCGAGGAUCGCGACAGGCCGGCUGUACCGAGAGAUCACGAGGACAGGAUACGGGAGAAGGACGAGCGCGACAGGAGAGAGAAGGAGAAGGAACGGGACGACAGGCAUGUUCGCGAUCGCCGAGAUGACGACCGACACGUCGAGAAGAAGGACUACGACAAGGAUCGUUACAGAGACGACCGAGACCGGCACAGGCAGGACGACAAGGGUCGACCGCGCGAGAAGGAGAGGCGCGAGCGCGAGUACGAGUCCGAGAAGGAUCGCGACCGGCACGAGCGAUACGAGAGACGCUCGGCGGAGAGGAAGAAGGGCGGCAGGAAGAGCCUGACCCCGUACUCGCAGAAGUCCCGGGGCGACGCCAAGGACCUGUCGCCGGAACGCGCGAAGAAGAAGGAGAAGGAUCACGAGGAGAAGGCGGAGGAGAAAAAGAAGGAAAAGAAAAUCAAGGAAAAGAAGAAGAAGAAGGACAGCGAGGAGAAGGAAAAGAAGAAGAAGAAGAAGAAGGAGAAGAAGUCGAGCCAGAAGGAGACCGUGGCCAAGGACGAGUCGAUGAAAGCGAUGGAGGUCGAGGACGCCCUGGCCGAGAUAAAGACGGCGGACGACAUGUCCUCCUCGCCGCUCAAGGCGGACUCGACGAAAACCUGUAACGAGGAGGACAACAUCGAGAGCAGGAUGGAGUGCAUGCACAGCGAGCCGACGUCGCUCGUGCCGCUGAUCAAGGAGGAGUUCGAGGACAAAUCCUUGGCGAUGAAUCCGGAGCCGCCGGAAUUCCAGGAGGCCAGUCCAGGUAGGAUCGAUCACACGGAAUUCGGCACGAAUCCACCGAAUCCGAACUUCAAGCCGAUCCCGGAGCUCAAGUCCGACAUGAAGCCGAUCGACAGCCUUUACGGCGGACUGGACGACACGGAGAUCAACACCGUGAUCACGGAGAAGUACUCCCUGAUGUCGUCGGAGCACGAGGCCGACUCGAAGGAGAUGGCGCCGACGGACAAGUCCCCGAAAAAGGACGAGUUCCUGGCGCCCAUACCGGAACUGUCCAAGUGGGAGCGCGACGAUACGGCCGAGAAGCCCGAGGACGACGAGAACGACGAUGCGCAGGGCUCGCCUACGGAGAAGAUGCAGACGGACGAGCCGAAGUCGGGGAAGGUCACGUCGGAGGUGCUGAAGCGCGCGGAGAACGCGAUAUUCCAGAAGGCGAUCAACGCGAUCCGGCCGAUCGAGAUCAAGAAGAUCAGCGAGAGCCGGAAGAUACUGUAUCAGAACCCCGAGCCCAAGGUGUUGGAGGUGGUGGAGCCGGCGGCGGCCGGUGGUGGCGGCGGUAAUCGGGAGCCGCGUAAGAGCGUGAACGUGACGAUCAACGUCGGCAGGAACGAGAGGAACGUCGAGAUCACCGAGCCCAUGAAGAAGGCCAAGCUCGACCGCACGAAAUUCAAGCCCGUCCCGGAGACGUACUCGCCGACCAGACUGUCCGCGAAGGAGCGCCUCGGCGAGAAGAUCGAGGACAGCAAGGAGAGGAAAGUAAGCCCGAUGAAGAGCUUCCUGGAGAGGCGCGACUCGAAGAGCGACAAUCAAUCGAGAAGCCGAUCCCCCAGGCGGGAGAAGAGGCUAUCCUCGCCGAUGCUGGAGCGACGUGUGGAUCCUUCGUCGUUGAGCCUGACCGCUGGCGAGCGGAAGGUGUUCCUGGAGGACAGGAAGCGUGACAAGGAUAGAAGCAGCGACCGUUCCAAGGACAGGUCCGAAUUCCGUGACCGGCAUGAGUUGAGACCCGAGCGGGAGGGUAGAGUCGAUUGCAGGACGGACUUCCGGUCCAGCAGAAGCGAUAUGAAGGGGGACGGCCGCGCGGACAAGGAGCGCGAGAAGGAGCGCGAACGGAGAGGCAGAACGCCCCCCGCUUCUUCCGGCGGCCUGUUCAAGUCGCGAACGGCGGAAAUGUCGAAGAUGUGUUUGCUGAAGACCAAGGACGACUCGGAGGAGCGAAGGCGCGACAAGAAGGGGGCGCGGGAGGAGAAGAAGCGGAAGAAGGAGCACCGUAGUCGGAGCAAGUCCAAGGAGCAUAAGAAGCGCAAGGAGAAGAAACACAAGAAGGACAAGGAGAAGAAUCAGGAGAAGAAGCAGAAGCACAAGGACGGCGCGGCGGUGGCGGCAUUGAAAGACAAGUCGGACGGCAUCGAGGCCAAGAUUACCGGCUACGAGAGCACUGAGCAGCCGAUGACGACGGAGUCGUUGAAGAAGCAACGGAAGAACCCCCGACUGGUGUCCGAUCGGAAGCGCAGUAUAUUGGACGAAGCGAGCUUCGAGCCCGAUUAUUCCGCCUCCGACUCGGAAACGGACGGCGAGGACAAGACGUUGCUACCGUCGAAGAAGCUUAAGCUCGACGAGCCGGACCUGGACAAGGAGAUGGAGCUGAAGUCGCUGAAAAAGCGCUCCAAGUCGAGCAGCAGCGAGGACACGUCCAGCAGCUCCGACAGCACAAGCUCCGACUCGGACAGCUCCGACGAGUCGCACAGGAAGAAGAAGAAGAAGCAUAAGAAGCACAAGAAGAAGAAGUCCGCUAAGAAGGACAGCAGCUCAGACUCGGACAGUUACUCGGACUCGUCCGAUAGCAGCAGCGACGAGGAGAGGCACAAGAAGAAGUCGAAGAAAUCGAAGAGCAGAAGCAAGCAGUCGAAGAAGAAGAAAAAGUCCAAGCAUAAAUGACAUCAUUAGAUGUGCCUGACGCCGCUAGCAGAACCCAUGCCGGAGGGCAGGAGAAAGAGAAGACGUGGCAGAACGCUUUCCUUCAAACGCUUUCAAUCAAUGACACACACACACACACACACACACACACACACACACACACACACACACACACACACACACACACACACA
Messenger RNA from Dinoponera quadriceps, 6235 nucleotides. RefSeq names its product E3 ubiquitin-protein ligase RBBP6 (gene snama). Gene Ontology annotation, cellular component: nucleus. The transcript has 16 exons. NCBI's taxonomy places the organism in Eukaryota, Metazoa, Arthropoda, Insecta, Hymenoptera, Formicidae. Gene Ontology annotation, molecular function: ubiquitin protein ligase activity; zinc ion binding; nucleic acid binding. The record is from RefSeq and is a predicted model, not a curated record. Gene Ontology annotation, biological process: mRNA processing; protein ubiquitination; ubiquitin-dependent protein catabolic process. The coding region runs from base 104 to 6064 and encodes 1986 amino acids.